This is a messenger RNA of Camellia sinensis, 714 nucleotides long. The record is from RefSeq and is a predicted model, not a curated record. NCBI's taxonomy places the organism in Eukaryota, Viridiplantae, Streptophyta, Magnoliopsida, Ericales, Theaceae.
AAUAUUUGGGGUCUCUAAUAUUACUCAUAUAGUUUUGCUUUUGUCCGAACCAGGAAAUAAUGCAAUAAGUGAAGAUGAGGGGACCCAAAGUACACAAUCUGUAAUGUGUCAAUUGAAAACAGAUGCAGCAAUUAUUGACAAAUCCAACAAUGGAAGAGAGGAUUAUGAGUUACCUUUGUUCACUCUUUCUAGUAUACAAAUUGCUACAAGUUACUUCUCGGUUGCAAAUAAGAUUGGGGAAGGUGGUUUUGGACAUGUUUAUAAGGGCCAGUUCGUUAAUGGGCAGGAGAUUGCUGUGAAAAGACUUUCUAGAAGUUCUCAACAAGGGUCAGAGGAGUUCAGGAACGAAGUUAUAUUAAUUUCAAGGCUUCAACAUCGUAACCUUGUUAGAAUUUUGGGUUGUUGUACUCAAGGAGAUGAGAGGAUAUUAAUAUAUGAGUACUUGCCAAACAAAAGCCUAGAUUCAUUUCUUUUUGAUGAAACCAAACGAGCUUUACUUGACUGGAAAAUACGCGUCCACAUCAUUGAAGGAAUUGCUCAAGGACUUCAAUACCUCCACAAGUACUCUAGAGUAAGAAUCAUUCACAGAGAUUUGAAAGCUAGCAACGUUUUAUUGGAUAAUGACAUGAAUCCAAAAAUAUCUGACUUUGGUACCGCAAGAAUAUUUGGAGACAAUGAAUCUCGGGCAAGCACAAAAAGAAUUGUUGGAACAUA